AUUUCAAAAAAAUCUUUAUUUGUCGUUUCUGUCAAAAUAUAUUGUAGAUUUAUACAUAGAUGAGUUUUAGUCAUACCACAGUAACUGAUAUACUUUGGUGUGGAUAAUAAGAUGGUGAAUUGUAUACGAUUUUUAUAUGGAUUUAUACUUCUAGAUAUUUCGAUCAUAAGUGUUGUUGUUGGCUUGCAUAAUCACCAUCCACGUCCACCACCGCCACAACCGCCACAACGGCUACGCCCACCACCACCUAGACCACCACCGCCAAAACCACCAGGAACAACGACAACCCCUGCACCUACUACUAGUACCUCUACUACCACACCUGCACCAGAAGUAGAGAUAGAACUAGAAGAAAUUUCAACCACACUCGCACCUAACUCUACUACAGUAGCCUCUUCGACUGUUAGGCAACCAGCAGCACAUUAUCAGCAGGGCGCAUAUCCAUAUAAUUACUAUAAUCAGUACUAUCAUAACAGUGGCCAGCCGUCUAGCCAGACUCAGCACAGUCAACCAUAUAACUAUUAUCAGAAUUAUAACAGUCAACCAUAUGACCCAAAUCAGAAUUAUAAUAGUCAACCAUAUGACCAGAAUCAAUAUUACAACCAAGCUCAAGGCUAUAAUUCUGGUUAUUAUUCUGGACAAUCUUAUGUUGCAGGUCCGGGACAGAAUCAACCUGCAUACAAUCAUGUAACAGGUGCACCACACCCAACGACAUAUCCUUACCACCAGAAUCAUCCUCCAAAUAAUCCAUAUUCUGCCACUCAACCACCACCUGCAGCACACGCGCCUUAUGCUCAGCCUCAACAACAUCCAGCUGGCCAUGCUCAGCCUCAGCAACACCCAGCUGGCCAUGCACCGCCAUCAAACUCAUAUCCCCAGUAUGAUCAUUACCCUGCAUCACCACCAACUCCAAUCUCCGCCGGCCAUUACUACCCACCUGAUCAAAGUAGUAAUCACCAACAUCAUCAGCAGCCUAAUCCUGCUCAACCUCAACAGCCUAACCCUGCUCAACCUCAGCCAGAUUACUAUCCUCAGCAAAAUCAAUACCAACAGGGCAAUAAUCAACAACCGACCCCUGCUCAGCCUUUAACUCAAGCGGAUUACCAUUCACAACAAAAUCAAUAUCAGCAGACUAACAAUCAACAACCAGACCCAGCAUACCAACCUGGACCUCCAGCAAGACCACAAGGACCGAAUCUACCUCAACGUUUACCAACUCCUCCGGCUAACAGUCUUCCUCAACAGGCGUCUUCAGGAAGGCGUCAGACACAAUCUGUGAAUAGCCAGCCAGUUGUGGAGGAAAAAUACCAAACCAGAUAUGAAAGACCAAGAUCAUACAAAGCUGAUAUUAGUUUACCAACUGCUCCAAUUCCUUUACAAGAAAGCCGUAGAAAUGUUAUAGUUGAUAAUCGACCAAUUGCACAAUCACCUGAUGUUCGCUAUAAUGAGGUUGCAAGAGAUUCCCCAGUAGACAGGCGAACUAGUGUAAACUCACAAGACGUUCGCUAUAAUGAGGUUGCAAGAGAUACCCCAGUAGAAAGGCGAACUAGUGUAAAAUCACAAGACGUUCGAUAUAUUGAAGUGGUGAGGGGUAGCCAAGUAGACAGAAGACCCGUUGAAAAAUCACCUGCCGUCCGUUACGUGGAACCUAGAUUAGAAACUGUAUACGUUAAAACGUUAGAUCGCAGACAACCCGAGGCGCCAACUGCGGAAAGCCGUUACUUCAAGACAGACCAAAGACCAUCCGAUUCAAUAAGUUAUCGAAGUUCAGCAGAUAUCCCCCUACGUUCUGAACCGCGCACAGACAUAAGUCAACAGGCUGCUGACUACGGUAUUGGCACAGAAACAAUUGCGUCAGAAAGUAGAUAUCUUCAAAAGUCUGAUGGCAAACCACCAGGAAAUAUCGCUUAUCUUAAGUCUCUGGAUUCCCCAUCAGCUACUGUAAAAGCAGAAUACAACUACAUGAAAGAGUCAGAGAAAAGACAACGUCUACCCACUGAAAAUCAAUUAUUGGAGAUCAAAAGACAACAACUAGAAUUACUUAAACUGCUUCAAAGAGAGAAAGAAAAGUCAACGAAAAGACAAAAUCCGUACUUUAAAACAUUGUUUGAAAACAAAACCCCGGAGCUAAGCAAAGAAAAGAUACCGAAGUCGAAAGACCAAUGUCCACUUUAUAAGUACACAGUAGAAAAAGAUAGGAUAGAGAUACAUACAGAGCCAGGAAGAUGUAAAAUAGUAAUAAAAUUGCCCAAAGAUGGCGCUGGAAAACCAAAAGUAUCAUACCUCUCUCGAAACUGAUAAAUACCUUUAAUGUAUAGGGAACAAAGACACAAAUCAAGUUGUCCCAGGGACAUAGAUAUAGACAAGUAAAAUAUUGACGAAUUGUUCUAACGUCAAGUGUACUUUUAUAUACAACGAAUAUACUUUUAGUACACAAGAUGUACACGUAAUUUUUGUUCGGAUUUUCUCUUCUAGUAACAUAAUACUAUGUAUAUUUUUGCUUUAACAUAUGCAAUAUUGCUUGAAAGUACAUGUAUUAAUAUUAUAAGCUAUGUACAUAUUUUUUUUUCGUUUCGGAGUACGAGUAAUUAAGAUAUUUUAUCAUUAUAACAUCUAUUGAAUUUCAAAUAGAUGUUAUAACUUGAAUGGACGUACAUUGUAUGGAGUUCACUCCAAUGACAUAUUUUACAUUUUACACUUAAUAGAAUCGAUAUGAAUAUGCCCAGUCUAUAAUGAAUUUCAUUCAAUUUUUUUUGAAUAAUUGUGAUAUUAAGUGUAUGAUUAUUAUGCGAAUAUUGCUCAUUGCUUUACUUGUUUGGUAUGUUUUUUGUUUGCUAGUGUAACAUUAAUGUGUCGGUUUGUGAAUGUAAAACAAUAUUGUAUGACGCUGUAUAUAUAUUGAUUAUACAUUGUAUGAAAUAACAAAACAUAUGAUUCUAAUUGUUUUCCCAAAAUCACGACGGGGUACAACGAUACAUAUGUAUUAAAUCAGACGCGAGGAAUAUUAUAUGCCUGCAAAAAAAGAAAAUAAGAAAGAGACUUGUUUUUAUUGAGAUUGGUUGCUUCAAAAUUUAGAAUUUGUUAAAAAACUAACAAGAAAUCUUCUAUAUAGCUUUUAGAAUGUAAGUAUUUCUUCAAAAACAUUUUUAAGAUUGUUCUUUCAUUCUAUUUAUAUAGUUUAGGUAGAAUAAUGUCUUUAGAAAUUAGUAAAGUGUUGAAAAGUUUCUUCAAUAUUGCAUUAUGCCAGAAGUAACUAAGAAACAUUUUUUUCAUAUUCAAGAUGAUGUUCUUUAAAAAAGAGGUAUAUACCAAAGAAUUUGGUAUUUAUUACAGAAGAUUUCAUACAAAAUUAAUGUUUAUAUUUUUUGAGUCCAACUGCAGUAAAAGUUUUCUUGUAAU
This is a messenger RNA of Mytilus trossulus (common blue mussel), 3399 nucleotides long. RefSeq lists its product as uncharacterized. Lineage: Eukaryota; Metazoa; Mollusca; Bivalvia; Mytilida; Mytilidae. The record is from RefSeq and is a predicted model, not a curated record. The transcript has 5 exons. Bases 112 to 2298 code for a protein of 728 amino acids.